AUGAAGGGCAACUUCCUGCUCAAUAUAUCCCUCCAUUUGGUUUUAGUGGGAAUUCUUCUCCUAUUUGGAAAUGCCUUGACCAGUGAACCGACUGAACACACAUGGCAAAUUAACCACUACGGCUCGCUUAAACAGUUCCAGCCACUCUCUGGCACGUCAGGAAUAGGUAUUUCAGAACAAUCGGAACUCAUCACUUUAGAUUUACCCACGAAAAGGAAAAUUAGCUCAAUUGAUUUGAAGUUCACUGAUUCUGAUACAUAUGCAUUGUUAGAUUCCCUUCUCGUGACCUACUCAACCACGUCCUCGACAAUUCAUAUCUUUGAAAAGUAUUCCGGGAUCUUCGUUGAAAAGGUGAAUUUGGAAUCACCACCUGUUCACUUUGGCGAAUUCUACAACAAUGGUCUUCUCAUUCUCGAUUCUAGAGGAUCAUUGACUGCGUGGAACAAGGAUAUUAAGAAAGUGGUAGGAAAGUAUGAUGUCAAGUCAUUCAUGACGACAGUAUAUGAGGACCUCAUUUAUGUCUCUCUUGGUUCAAGUUUGAUUUGUUUGAACGACCAGGCUCAGAAUAUCAUUACGAAUGUGAGGUCUUCAUCAGAUAUACUUGACCUUAAAGACGGUUUGGCAAUCUCCAAAACUGACAUACUUAGUCUCAAGGGUGCUAGCUCACCUGUGAGUCAAGAAAUUUCUUUCGAGAACCCAAGCAUCUUAGCUGAGAAUUUGGUUGCAGAGAUCGAGUCCGAAAGAUUCACCAUAUACAAGGUAGAAGAAGGGAAACAGCUUGAUCGACUUACGCAACAUGCGGCUCCAGAUGCCCUUAGUAUCAAGGUAGUAUCUGAAAACGAUAAAGUCUAUGUGGUUGCCAUUCUGGGAAAUGGUUUCGAAAUUCAUGACUUCACUAAGUUCGUGAAAUCUGAAAAGCUUGACGACAUUGUGAGCUACGAAAGAUUGGCAGCUACUCAAGACACAGACUACGAAGUCUUCUUGUCUACUGGAGGUAGUUUGAUUUCAUUUGUUGCUUCCUCAUCCAACGAAGUAAAUGUUUUGGUUACCCUGUUGUCAACCGAGGACGUGGAGUCAUCGACUUAUUCUCUUUCUGAGAGUUUACCUAGAUCAAGAUCGAUCCUUAUUGAUAAGCCUAGAUCUGCUUCACAGAUUGCAAAGACACAUUACUUAGCCGAGGAGUCUCAUAGGGAUAGCCCUGUGUUGAGAAUGAUUAUCAAGUUAAAGCAUCACCUUUCUCAGCUUGGUCGCGCUUUCGUAAACCUUUUAAAAACAGAAGUGUCUAAAGUUGUCUCUGAUGAAGAUGUUUACGGCUUCCUGAAACUUCUUGUUGCCUUUGACGAUCAAUCAAACGAACUCAUCGCGAGAAAUACCCGGUCAUCGGCGAUCGAAUGGAAGACAAAAAUUGAGGUUGACAGAUUGAUUGGACUCGAAUCAUUAAACGAUUUGAUUUAUCUUUUAACUCCUAGCCAGUUAUUCACUAUAAGUGCCAGGACAGGAACAGUUGAGAACACCAAAGACUUGAGCAAGGCUGAAAAACUCGUUAAAUUAUCCGUGGACUUACUUGAUGACCUUGCCGAAGAAGGCUUUGAACCUUUUACCUUUGGUGUUAAGUCUGGCUCUUCCUUUUAUACCAUUGAUCCCUCCAAGAAAAUACUCGAUGACCAAUUUUAUAUCGAGGAAGUUCAGAACUCUAUCCAAGCCUACAAAAUCGUGGAUGAGAAACUUUUACCAACUUGGAACUAUAAGUCUCCAAGUGAAAAAGUCUUGAAAUUCAUCAAGAAUCACGAUCAGCUCUCCCCAGCUUCGGGAAUUGCUAAGGGGCAGAGGAAAGUUUUGUACAAAUACCUCAAUCCAAAUCUUGUCACACUUGUUACGGAGGAUAAAAGGUCCCAAAUAGCAGUGCAUUUGUUGGAUGGAAUUACGGGUUCAGUCUUGCACGUCCAGAGACACCAAGAUGUUUCGAUAGAUCCAUCUACCAUUAACGUUAUACAGAACGACAACUGGGUCAUUUACUCGUAUGUGAAGAAGGGUGAGAAGUAUGAGCAGCAUGUUUCUGUCAUUGACUUUAAGACAUUUAUUUUCCCGGAGAGAAUUGAGCUUCUUAGUUCAAGCGCUACCAGAUUUGGCAUUACAGUUAGAUCUAUUAUAGCACUCACGGAAAGCGGAAGUUUGGUAGAAAUCCCGAAAUUCAUGUUUAAUUCAAGAAGAAUUGACGACCGUGCUAUGGUUCAAACUGAUGCCGAAGAAUUCAAGAUGAUGCCUUACGAACCGGUGAUUGGUAAACCAGAUUUGCAGGUCUUGAAUGGAAACCAACCAAUCAAACCAACUGGAGCUCAUCAGUCUAUUUUGGUACAAGCUACAAACAUGGAGUCGUCAAGUUUGGUAUGUUAUGUCGACGAUGCUACCGAAUUCUGUACCAUCAUUCAACCUUCUUCAUCCUACGAUAUUUUGAAGUCUGGAUUUGAUAAACGUACGUUGCUCUUGACGAUUGGUAUCCUAUUCACGGUCUAUGGUGGCUCCAAGCAUUUUGUUAGAUCCAAAAAGCUCAAUGCCAAAUGGCUUGACUGA
Molecule: messenger RNA, 2571 nt
Organism: Candidozyma haemuli
Lineage: Eukaryota; Fungi; Ascomycota; Pichiomycetes; Serinales; Metschnikowiaceae
Exons: 2
Coding region: 1-2571 (856 amino acids)
Biological process (GO): protein folding in endoplasmic reticulum
Cellular component (GO): EMC complex
Source: RefSeq, a predicted model, not a curated record